AUAAGAGUGUCAUGGCGGAGAAUGUUACACUCAUAGGAAGAAUUAUAUGUUGAAUUUGACUGUGAAUUCAGUGAAUUGUUUUAUCUUAACCGUGUUGCUUUACCCGUACUCUACCUGGACUAGAUGCUUCACUUUUCAAGAUUUGACAACUGUUUCAUUUCAAGAUGAAGAUCAAUGAAAAAAAUUUGUGUGCUUACAGUGUAUCUCCAACACAGAUUGACAAAGAAGGUUACCUCUUGAAGAAAGGCGAGGUUAACAAAAGCUUCCAGAGACGCUGGUUUGUUUUGAAGGGAAAUCUUCUGUUUUACUUUGAGAAAAAGGGUGAGAGAGAACCCAUCGGUGUUAUCAUAUUGGAGGGAUGCACUAUUGGUAAGUGUGGUGCUGCAGCAAGAACUGUGAAUAUGUAUGAGUUGGCAGAAUGCGAGGAUCAGUUUACUUUCAAGUUACUUUUCCAUGGAGGAGGAGGAAGAACUUACAUUCUUGCAGCAGACUCUCAAGAAUCUCUCGAGGCAUGGAUGAAGGCACUGGCUCGGGCUUCAUACGACUAUCUCAAACUCAUGGUGGCAGAGCUUCAGAAGCAGUUAGAUGAACUUAAUGAUGCAGAAAAGCAGGCCCAGGGAGGCGGUGGUGAAGAUGACAGCCUUCACCCUCCCAAGGCACCUCACCGCCAACGACAAAACCCCUUUAACAGAACCCAGAGUUCUAAUGAAGUUACCCUAGACCCUUGCUUGGCAAUGCGCAUGAGAGCUAAUACUGUAUCAGGAGGAGGAGGGCACUACCUCACACCUUCAACAAUCCCUCAGCGCCCUGCACCACCACCACCACCAUCUGUGGCUCACAUAACCAUUAACAAACGGACAUUUGCACAACUGCACUCUGAGUAUGGAGUCCCAAUUUUGAGGGAUAAAGAACUCAACAGAGUGAAAAAAGGCAAAGGUGUUAACAAAGGACAAACAUUUAAUCUAGGGAGACAGGAACCCCAGGAUGCAGUGAUAACAAAUUCUGUGAGGCAGCCUGAGACUUCUACCACAGAAACUGUAAUGGACCUUAUCAGCUUUUGAAAUUAAUACUGAAAAUUGAAAGAAAAUUAUUUUAUGAAGAUUUCUAGGAUUUAAAAUUAAUUAUUCUGGUGAGUGGAGUUAUUUAACAAAUCUUAGCACUUACUGAAAGGUGAUCUUUAGCCAGGGAACCAAACUGUGAUUGUAUUGCAACUUGUUUUUAAGUGUUCCUAAUAAAACAAACCUGCAUUUGCUGUUUUCCUCCUUAAUGGUAUGGUGUUCCUCUGGGUGGGAAUAGAUAAUCUAUUUUAUGGUCAAUAUAUACUUAAGCUACUCAACAGAGUUAGGUGACAGCUUAUAAAUAACAGUGUAUAAUAAUGUGGAUUUUGCAGUAAACAUCUUUCAUGUGCAUGAAUUGUUAAGAAUGUAAACCAUGUUAUGGAUGGGGUCUUAAAACUCCAGGCCAGUGUGUAAAUCAUUGGAACACCUGACUACAAUAAGAUUCAUCAAACUAGGUGUAUUUAUACACCUUACGGAGGUUAGCAUGGACCCCUCUAUGACCACAAAUGCAAGUUUUUACAGAAGAAUCUCCCGCCAGCAUGGGAUUCGUGUGUAAAAACUUGCAUUUGUGGUGACAGUGGUAGCCCAUGCUAACCUUCCUAUGGUGUAUAGAAAUAUAGCUAAUUAGGUGAAUCGUAUUGUAGCCAGCUGCUCUAGUGGCUUAUACACUGGCCUGGAGUUUUACAACUCCCUCGGUUUGGGUUCAAACCCCACCCAUUCCGUGGUUUAUUUACAAUUGUGUUAUUACAAUUUCAUGAGUCUUGUUAGAAAUAGCAUUUUGAGGUUUUACGUUCAAUAUGUACUGUAGCUGCUCAGAAGUCUACAAUAUUCAGUGGGUUGUGCAAUGGAAAGAGUUAUAUUUUGGGCCUGGGGUGAAAAGUUCUUUUGGUAGCUGAAUAAAAACUAUAGAAUUUAACUCAAAAUCUAGGUGGUGUUCUUUUUGUUUUUGGUGAUGGACUAAGCAGCUUUUUUUUCCUUUAGGCCCAAAAUGCAGGGUGUUUCAGCAAGAUAGUCCCAGUCAUGAAAUAUACUGCUUUGAAAUUCGGUUCAUCAUUUUGAAACAUGCUGUAUAACUAGCUAUAUUGCAAAACCCACUUAAUGUUGCAGAAUUACUUAGUAAUCCUAGCCCAGGGUCAGCUGUGGUGAAAAAACUCAAAACUCAUUAAAGGUAUAAGUAUCCAUAUUUAUAUGAGCCACUAAAGUAAAUAUUGACCUGUUUUUCUGUUAUUUAGAUUGUCAUGUGUGGUACACAGCAGCAGUAAUGUUGUAAGAAUUGCACUACAUUAUAUACCCAUAUUUUAACACUCAAUUGUGAGGUGUCUUAGGCUUUUAUUGUAACAAAGGUAUGCUGAAUGUCCCAUAUGGGUUUAGUGCUUUCUAUUUUUUUCUAUAAUCAUGUAACACAAGUAUACUAAAUUAUACACACUUUAAAGUGCUUUCUUUGUGUAUAAAUAUAACAGUGAUGUAACUUAAGUAUCAACUGAAACUUUUUUUUUUUGUCAUCAAUAAUAUUUAUAAUUAUUACUGUUGAUGCAUUUGAAUACUCUAAACAUUUCAUGCUGUACUUUUUAGUGCAUUACUACUGAAUAAUAUAUGGAGUGUGUGAUAAUUUAUAUUAAAAUAGCAUAAUUUACAUUGCAUUUUGAAUCAUAAGGUUCCUAGCAAUUCACUACAUCAUUUCUAAUGAAACUGUCUCUCCAUCUAGCAGUACAAGUGAUGCUAUGGUAUAUACUGUAGAUCAUUGAUUAAUAGGAGCCAUUGAGGAAGGGGUGAACAGAUUUUCAAAAUCACCAAAUAUUGGUAACAUUGUUGUAAGGUUCCUAUUAAGAAUAAACAUUCAGUACCAUGACUUGAAUAUUUGGCCUAAAAGCUGAACUUAGAAGAGGGACUGUAUGAUGAGAUUUCAGUCCUUGGAUACACCAAAGAAUCGUGAAGUUCCUCUCCUAAUAGCAGGUUUUUGGCGGAUGGUUCCUAGGGUUUGCACAUUCUUUGUCUCCAUUUUCUGUGCAGGUGCUCAGUAAGAAUAGCACUGUUGAAUGAUAUUGGAUGCCAAAUAACUGAUCACCACACAAUUGAUCAUCUACUGUACCAAUACAAAAUUACUGUAACUUUAAUUCAUUGCAUUGACAUUCAGUGUGCUCGCUUACUGUGUGCUGUACACAGACGCUUCAAUAUUUUUCUAUAAUGAGCUCUAAAUGAGAGAGAGAUUACCUACAAUAACUAAGUCUUGAAAGAAUAUGUUGUCAUUAUGGUACCAUAAAUAUAGGUUUUCAGUUUUUUCUACAGAAUUACAUGGGAUUCAUCUCUAUAUAACUGUAUAAUUCUGUUAUAGAGUAUUUAACUUAUUAUUAUUGAAAGUCUGUAUGUGAUUGUAUGGACAUAUUCCUUCUUUGCAUGAAAAGCUAGUAGUCAGUGUCUUGUGGUGAAACUUGAAGCAUUUCUUUAAUAGAAAGGAGAGGGAGGGAAGAUUGAAACUGAUAGAUUCAGAAAAAGGUGAAUGGUCUGCUUCAUUAAUGGUAUAAUGUAAACUUCUUGUCUUUCAACAAACCGGCCGUAUCCCACCGAGGCAGAGUGGCCCAAAAAGAAAAAAGUUUCUCUUUUCAAAUUUAGUAAAUAAUGUAAACAAGUUGAUCAAUAAGACAUAUGUGCAGCACCUGGACCAUGCCAUACUGUACAUGGAACUGGUUUUAAGAAAUCUAAUCCAGAAGGCCAACCUGAGGCUAAGUUUCAUUGUUAACUUCCUGGUCAUUCUGGCUGGUACUACCAGUGACUUGCAUGAGUACAUACUAACUGAUUAGUAUGAUACGUGGAUAUGCUUUUUGAGAAAUGUUACUUAUACAGCAGAAUUGAUCACUUUAAUACAGUGGCAUGAGGAUAGUGACCAUAAAAGUUGCUGUUUUUAUAUUUCUAUAUUAACUCGCCAAACUGAAGAGGCUUUUAAAAUCAUUAUGAUUUUGUGAAUCUUUUGUACAGGUCAGUCAUCACUACUCUGGCAUUAUUGAGACCUGUAGGGUGCCUGAUUAGUAAUUUUGCUGGAUCACAGAGUGGUUAGGUUAGAGUACACUUAACCUAACAGCUAAUUCUUCAUGAGAAAUUUUGGAUUGUUCCUUCACCAGAUCUCUAGAUCUGGAUUAGUGAUUGCUGGAUCACUGAUGGCUGACCUGUUAUAUUGAUGGUUCCUGCUGCAGUGACAAUACCCAUGUGUGUCUUACUGAUCAGUUGUGCUUCAGUCAGUAUUCAGUCCUGUAGGUCAUUAGUUACAACAACCUCAAUGACCAGGUAGUUAACAAUGAUGCCUGGUCUCUUGUCAAUUUUCUGGAAAAGAUGUCUUGUAAUUGGUUACAGAUACAGCAGGAAAGGGUUCAAGUGUCAUACAUUAAUAAGAAGAAACACAGCAAUGAAUUAGAAAAGUCUGAAAAUGAUAGAGAAUUCCUUGCAAAAUGGCUUUGUUAGCAUAAAUAUUUUUUCAAAUACCUAUUUUUUCAAAUAUCUGGAUUUUUUCUCCAACUGAAGGUUGAUGAAAUUUUAACCCUUUCAUCACAUGUAUCACCCAGUUAGUUUCCAGCAAGUGGCUCUUCUUUACAAAAAUAAAGUAUCCAUUAUGUUUUUUUUUUUUUUAUUAGAAAGAGACCAUAAGGUUUCCAUAUCUUGCACUUACUUUCCUUAAAAUGAAAUAUCUAGCAAAAAGUAAUUUGUUAAAAUUUAUCUUUUUAGUUUCUGUUGAUUUAGGUAUUUAAAAUGUAGCUACAAGUAUUCCUGGCCCUAUUAUUUCAUUCAAAUACAAAAAAUACAUAUACUGUAUGUUAUUUUAUAAUCCCUUUAAUUGUAUAAAAAAUUAAUUUUUGAGGGACAUUUUUUAGGGAUUUAUUCUUUUCAGAUAUUUACAUUUUGGUUAUUGUUACAUUGAGUAAACACACAAAAAUUGAAUAUUAAAGUUUAUCCUGUAACAAGUUGAUUUUUUCUUAUAAUGUGAUUAAAUUUGCAGUUUUAUUUCACUUUUCUGUAUAUAUUUUUAUUUAACACCUAUUAUAUCACUUACAUAAGUACUGUAUUCCUCCAUGGGGAAGUGGAACAGAAUUCUUCCUCCGUAAGCCAUGCAUGUUGUAAGAGGUGACUAAAAUGCCGGGAGCAAGGGGCUAGUAACCCCUUCUCCUGUAUAUAUUACUAAAUGUAAAAGGAGAAACUUUGGUUUUUCCUUUUGGGCCGCCCCGCCUCGGUGGGAUACAGCCAGUGUGUUGAAAGAAAGAAGAAGAAGUACUGUAUUACAGUAUUCAUAUAUUACACAAUUUAUAAUGAAAAUCAGUAAAAUAUGCAUUGUCUUGAGCAGGAAAUAGUUUUCACUUUGGUUGCUAGAUGGCAACAGGUACUGGGCUGAAAUAUCGCCACCUGAUUUGUGAUAUCUUGGCAUCCAGUCGCAGAAUAUUCAAACACUUUUUUUGAUGGCAAGAGAGAAAGAGCAAGUUAUUUAGAAGUUAAACGACCCAUUGUGACCAAGAGUAUCCACUAUAAAUUUUGAAAGCCAGUUAUGUCUGCUUUGUGUGGACAAAAUCAUGAAUUAUUAUAAGCUGAUGAAGAUAUAUAAAGUAUAUUUACUGGUAGAUAAGAGAUAUCCCAAGUUCUGUAUAAGCUUUAAUUCUAUAUUUAAGUACAAUAGGUGUCUGCAGUGGAACUGAAGUUUCUGAAGAUUCUCACCAUUAUAACAAGCUAAAAAUGUAGACUAUUAAUUUAUCAGUGUCUUCUAUAUUUUUUCUAAAUGUAAGUUGCCUAGUUAAUUGCUUAAAUAAUUUCUUAUAUAAAAGAUAACUAAAAAUAACAACAUUGACUCAACAAAAUUUUCAUUCUAGUAGUUUUUAAGGCAAAAUUGGUAAUUAUAUCUAUGAAUUUUUCUUUCCUUACUGAUUGAUCAAAUGUAGAAUUGUUUCAAGAUAUUUUAAUUGCAUUUAAGUGUCAAAAACUUUUGAACAUUUUGUCAAAAUAUUCCACAUGUUGGUUUGGCUGUUACACAAGUGAAUCAGCUACCUGUCACUUGCAGGGAGUAACAAAGAUGUGUAGUGAGAAUGAGCACUGUCUCAAAGAACAUUAGUGAGAAAGAAAGGUAGAAGAAAGAGAUAGACAAUAGUAAGAACAUUUAUAUUAGACAAGAAAAUACUUUCAUAGUUAAGGCAGUGUGAAGGGGAAGAAAGUGUGGCUGCCGCUUAACCCUUUGACUGUCGCGGCCGUAUAUAUACGUCUUACGAGGUACCGUGUUUGACGUAUAUAUACUCAUAAAUUCUAGCGGCUUCAAAUCACACAGGAGAAAGCUGGUAGGCCCACAUGUGAGAGAAUGGGUCUGUGCGGUCAGUGUGCACCAUAUAAAAAAAAUCCUGGAGUGCGCAGUGCAUAAUGAGAAAAAAAAAACUCCAGCCGUUUUUUUUUUUUAAUUAAAAUGCCGACUUUGUGAUCUAUUUUCGUAUAGUAUUUAUGGUUGUAUUCUAGUUUUCUUGGUCUCAUUUGAUAGAAUGGAAAACAUAUUAUAGAAAUAGAGGUGAUUUUGAUUGAUUUUAUUAUAAAAAGAACAUAGAAAUGGAGCUCAAAGUAGGGGAAAUGUUUGAUUUUUGCCAAUGUUCAAAAGUAAACAAAUGAUGCCAUUGUCCAAUAAAUGUCCAACUAGCCAUUCUAAUAUGCAGUUAUGAAUGGGUUGAUGUUAUUUUAUACAAUUAUUGCAGUAGUCUGCAUAAUAGUAAGUCUUCUAUUUUUUGUUUGAAUAAAAAUUCAAAAUAGAAAGCAAGAGUAAUAUCAGAGGGGCCUGGAGACAUGACUGAUGAGCAAAGAAAAUGUUAUUUUAGAGCCAGGAAUGUCUGCAUUGUUCAUUCUGGACCUUAUUUUGAAAUUGUCAUAUUUUUUAGUUUUCAUGAAAUUGGCCAAAUUGCAAAUGUCUGACCACAUUAUUAGGUAGUUGAAAUUGGUAAAUGGGCAGUUUUUGUACUCAAUCGAUAGAAAAAAUGGAGUUCUAAAGAAUUAGCUAUGAGUUUGGGUAACUGGAACAACGGAAUUAGCCGAAAAUAGGGCUCAAAGUGGGCAAAAUUGCCGAUUUAUAAACAGCGCCGAGGUUGCUAACUUCGCGAGAGCAUAAUUCCAUCAGUUUUCCAUCAAAUUUCGUUUUUUGGUGUCAUUACAAUCGGGAAAAGAUUCUCUAUCAUUUCAUAAGAAAAAUUUUUUUUUUUUUUUUUUUAAAUUUUGCAACUCCAGGAGACACCUCAGGAUUGGGGGUUGCGACAGUUAAAGGGUUAAGGUGUCCCAAGAAUAGAACCAUCAAUGAGUGCAACAAAAAGAAUGUUUUUACCUUCACCGUGAAAGUUUCUGUAAGCAACUGUUGAUACCUGAAUUUGAAUGACAGUGUCAUCCAUUGGAGACACUGCAGUGAAAACAGAUUUCAAUUAUUCUGCUAUGGAAAACUUGGGGAAAUAAAAUUUGGAUCAGAGUAUAAAGCAAAAAACUAAUGUGAAGGACCUAGGAGUGAUAGUGUCAGAGAAUCUCACUUUCAAAGAUCACGACAAUGCCACUAUCAUAUCUACUAGGAAAAAGAUAGGAUGGAUAAUGAGAACCUUCAAAAUUAGAGAUGCCAAGCCCAUAAUGAUUCUAUUCAAAUCACUUGUUCUCUUUAGGCUGGAAUAUUGCUGUACACUAACGGCCCUUUUCAAGGCAGGUGAAAUCACAGAUCUGGAGAAUAUACAGAUAACUUUCAUGGCACAUAUAAAUACAAUAAAGCACCAAAAUUACUGGGAACUGUUGAAGUCCCUUGAUUUGUAUUCCCUGGAAUGCAGGUGAGAAAGAUACAUGAUAAUAUACACUUGGAAAAUCCUAGAGGGAUUAGCUCCAAAUCUGCACAUGAAAAUCACUCCAUACGAAAGCAAAAGACUUGGCAGGCAGUGCAACAUCCCCCCAGUGAAAAUCAAAGGUGCCACAGGUACAUUUAGAGAUAACAGUAAGUGUCAGGGACCCAAGAUUGUUCACCUAAAGUCGGUACCUGACCAGCUGGGCUGUGGUUUGUACGUUGGUCUGCAUGUGACCGGCAGUAACAACUUGGUGGAUCUACCAUGAGGCCUGGUCAUGGACUGGGCUGCAGAGGCAUUGACCCCCGAAACCCUCUCCAGAUAUGCUCCAGCCCUUGUGGUUUAGUACUGCUUCUUUAUUAUAAUAUUAAUCCAGGUAUACUCCAAGUAUAAUGCAGUGCCACUAGUUUUGACGAAGUUAUGGCAGCCUUCAUAAUAAAGACCAUUUAUAUCUUUCAGUUUUAUAUAUGUAUAUAUAUAAUACCAUUUGUAUACUUUGAUUUAUUUAUAAGGAAAUUUAUAAAUUUUGUGGUUGUAAAAAUUACUAGAAAUUUGUAAAUAAUUUAUAAAUUAAGAUUUUGUCUCUUAGGAAGUGCCAAAAUAUGUACAGAUUGUUAAUCUGUUUUCUACUUUCAACUUUGUUUUAUAUAUCCAGUUGUAACCCAUGAAUCUGCAUACUGUAGAAAAUUAAUAUUGAGCCACUCAAAGAAAAUAAAAGUUGAAAUGGUGUAAUUCACUCUUCAUGUUGGAUGAGCCUUCACAUUUUUUUUUCUCAGGCAUUUAAUUUUAAAUAUAUGAUAACUUAUGAGAGA
This is a messenger RNA of Cherax quadricarinatus, 8682 nucleotides long. RefSeq names its product sesquipedalian-1. Gene Ontology annotation, biological process: retrograde transport, endosome to Golgi; endosome organization; receptor recycling. The record is from RefSeq and is a predicted model, not a curated record. Gene Ontology annotation, cellular component: recycling endosome; early endosome; trans-Golgi network. NCBI's taxonomy places the organism in Eukaryota, Metazoa, Arthropoda, Malacostraca, Decapoda, Parastacidae.